AUGGACACCCUAAGUUACAACCACCGAGCUAUAUACUUCCUUACAUGCUCUUCAUCUUCUUCUUCACAUGAUUCCCUAGCUAGCUACCAUCACUCUCACUCUUCUUCCAAAAAAAGAGCCAAAGUUAUUAUGGACUCGUGGCUUCUCCUCCUAACUUGCCUCGGCUUCCUCUCCCUCUCCCGCCACCUCAUCAUCCCUCUCCUCACUUACCUCUCCACCACCACCGCCGCCGCCAAGCCAGAGGACCUGAAGACCAGGUACGGCCCGUGGGCCCUCGUCACGGGCUCGACCGACGGCAUCGGCCUGGCCUUCGCCGUCCAGCUGGCCCGACACGGCGGCCUCAACCUCGUCCUGGUCGGGAGGAGCCCCGCCAAGUUGGAUCGGGCUUCGGCCCAGAUUUCGUCCGAGGUUGGCAAUCACGUGGAGAUCAGGACACUGGAGGUGGAUUUCGCGACCACGUCAGACGUGGAGAGAGUGGUGAGGGAUGGCAUCGGUGGGCUGGAGAUCGGCGUGUUGGUGAACAACGUCGGGAUGACGUACCCUGGAGCCAGGUACUUCCACGAGGUGGAGGAAGAGGUGUGGACGGAGAUGGUGAGAGUGAACUUGGUGGGGACGACGAUGGUGACGAGGGCGGUGUUAUUGGGCGGGAUGCUCGAGAGAGGGAAGGGAGCUAUCGUCAGUUUAGGCUCCGGCGCCGCUGCUGUUCUGCCUUCUCAUCCGCUCUUCGCCGUUUAUGCCGCCACUAAAGCGCUACGUGGAUCAGCUGUCCAGAUCCUUGCAUGUGGAAUACAAGCAGAUGGGAAUCGACGUCCAGUGUCAGGUGCCGCUGUACGUAGCCACCGAAAUGACGCGCAAAGUGGCCAUGAUCGAGAAACCAUCGCUCUUCAUACCGUCGCCAGAGGCGUACGCAGAGGCAGCAGUUCGUAGGAUCGGCGGCGAGGCUCGCUGCACGCCGUAUUGGGCUCACUCCGUCCAGUGGUACUUGGCUCGUCUCGUGCCGGAAUUCCUCCUCGAUUCCUGGCGCCUCUCCAUUGGAAUCAGCAGAAGGGAACUAGAUAUCGUUACUCACAGACUUGAUGUCAAAUGAAUGUAUAGAUCGUCUGUUAGUAAACGGUAUAUGAUACACGAUUGAACUUCUCUUAACAGUUCGAGUGAUGGGAACAUAACCCACGUUCCAAGGGUUUGUUUCCUACUAGGCGCAGAAAGAAGCUUUUAGGGUUUUGUUUGGGG
This is a messenger RNA of Linum tenue, 1230 nucleotides long. NCBI's taxonomy places the organism in Eukaryota, Viridiplantae, Streptophyta, Magnoliopsida, Malpighiales, Linaceae. The record is from the annotation of a GenBank genome assembly.